Molecule: messenger RNA, 3787 nt
Organism: Pangasianodon hypophthalmus (striped catfish)
Lineage: Eukaryota; Metazoa; Chordata; Actinopteri; Siluriformes; Pangasiidae
Gene: guca1b
Product: guanylate cyclase activator 1B
Exons: 4
Coding region: 2405-2998 (197 amino acids)
Biological process (GO): visual perception
Cellular component (GO): photoreceptor inner segment; cone photoreceptor outer segment
Molecular function (GO): calcium sensitive guanylate cyclase activator activity; calcium ion binding
Source: RefSeq, a predicted model, not a curated record
UCCAUUUUGUUUAUUUCAUUAAAUUCAGUACAGAGUACAGUACAAAGUGUGCUGAAAUUGUGUGCUUGUCUGCUAGACUCUUACUUGCUCUGCUAUCAGGGUCUGACCUUUUAGAAAUAUUAGCCCUGUCUAGGUAAACAAGACCAGCUAUUACAUUUACAUCAUACUUUUUUGGUUUUUCCCCUUCUUCAUUAGACAGUAAUAAGCUAGACUGUUAGGAUUCAUAAAUUGUGUCAAUCAUGGGGAAUAAACUGUGGCACCAUAACAUUCGGUCUUUAUUCUGAUACUGUGUGUGAGAAAGAUAGAGAGAAAAUGGUAUUUUUGUAUCUGCUACCCUGGCAACUAGCCCUGACAUUUUGAGAGAUUUCAUAUCCUGAACAGAACAUGUUGUCAUGGGUUUUUGCCUUUACUGAUUUCUUAUUUACGCCAUGUCAGAUUCUGCUUCGUAGUGAUGGGUAACAGGUUAGAGAAUAUAGUUAAACCUACAAAUGUAAACAUAUAAUGUAAUGGCUUCAUUGAAGGUUACACCUAAUGUUAAGUGGCUGGUUUCCUACAAUAUAUGGUAGGUUACAAUUUUCGAUUAUCAUUAGAUAUCUAUUCCGUGUCACUUCCAUAUCAAAUUGCAUAUUGUUAUUACUUUUUUACAGAGGUUGUCAAGGAGAACGCACCAACCCAAACCUAGCAACCAAUAGCAUGCUUUGCUACAAUGGACCCUAUGAAGUACUGACAUCUAGGGACAUUUUCAAAUAUUGCACCAUGGGGGAAGAUAAUCAAGAUUUAUUUAAGCAACUGGAUUAGAUAGAUAGGAUAGAAGUUAAUUUGCUCCAAAAACCACAAAAAACUUAUAUCUUAUACCUACUUAUAUCUCUAUAAUGUUGACUGCAGUUUAAAGAGUUAUAAUGGAGCAUUAGGUCUAUUUAUCAGUGGUGUUUAUAUGCAGAGACUAGCUUCUUCCAGCUUAACAUACCAGUAAAAACACAGGUAUUCAGAUUCAUUUAGGAAUGCAAAUUAUUCAUCAGAGCCAUUUCAGAAGGGAAAUACACCGACUGAUUCUUUAUCUAUCAUGCAAACCUGAUUACUUCUCCCUGAUGAGGAGGCAAAAUUAUUUUUAAAAGUCACUGACUUUUUUGCUCUACUUUUUAUACUUAUGUAACACACCAGGAAAAAUUCAUUACUUCCAAAUAACAUUUUCACAGUUUCAGCAAGGUGUCAUAUCACCUGCAUACGAUACAGCGAAAAGAGUUAGUGAAAUUGUUGUCAUUUUUCAGCUGAGAUAUUGCAGCCUGCUUCUCUCGCUCUCAUUUCUGCCAGUCUGAUGGGAGGUAAUCCAAUAAGGACCUUGCUUAAUGCUUUUGAUUGCCUUGACACUUCUAGGGUAAGAGAGCUUAUCCUCAUGAAAUAUACAGUCAGCAUAUUGGAAUAGGCCACUGAAGUUCACAGGCCUCAGGGUAUUUCCUCAUAAAAGCUACACUAGUUACAUAUGUAUGGUGUAGAUAUUACCUGUUCUAAGUUAUACUCAGACAUUUUCACAAACAGCAGGGUAGCAUUUUUUUUUUUUUUGCAAAUAGACACUUUACCAAUACAGGGCUUAGACAGCAAAUCAAAGCAAGUCUCUCAACACUGAGCAUGUCUCUCCAGUUAAAAAAGUAAGUUUAACUAAUGUAGGAAACAAUGCAGAAAAAACUGAGACAUUUGUGGACCUAGCUGUUCAAACAUAGAUUUAAACUGAGCUUAUGAAAUGUCUCUGGGUCAAAGAAUUAAAGUCCAUAGCUCCAUUCUUUAGCACUUACUUUUGAAAAUCUAUACUUAUUAAGAACAGAAGGAAUUGUAUAACAUGAAUAUCCUGAAUAAUUCAUCAUAUUGAUCAGGUUUUUGCACUGAAUAGAUUCCUGUAUAAGUUAAAUGAUAAAGAAAUUUCUGACCUUGAGCUGAUGCUAAUAUCAGGUUAACAUCAUUAAAUGAUUAGGUAUGAAAUAGUUUAUUAUGCACACAUAGAGUAUUUUGUACUCUUCCUGGAAUACCCCAAAUGUCCUCUGGAAUAGUAUGCUCUAAAUGAUAAACUAUAGGAAAGCUUCUCCUGAUCUCUCUCUGAACUAAUUGAGUGAGGCAUGUUGAUAUGAAUAAUCCUUGUUGUCAUGUGAUCAGAAGCAAUCCUUGUACUGGAUCCCAAAACAGUAGGGUAUAAGCACGAGGUCAAAAGGACUCCAACCGCUAUUGUCUAUGCUGACUUGUUUUCAAAAUAAGUUUUUUUAGUCAUACAUGUGUUUGCCAAGUAGACACAAGUUACAAGAUACAAAUCUGCACUAAUGUUGUACGGGAUGUUUUGAUUGAGAAAAGCUGAAAUGUAAGAAUGAAAAUUUUUGGUUGAGAAGCUGAAUAAGGGCUUUUCAAACCCAUUUGCACGAUGGGUCAGCGACUCAGUGAGGAGACGGACGAUAAGGAGAUCGAUGUUGCUGAACUGCAGGAGUGGUAUAAAAAGUUUGUGGUGGAAUGCCCAAGCGGAACCCUUUUCAAGCACGAGUUCAAGAGCUUCUUCGGCGUAACCGACAACCAAGAAGCUGCAGACUACAUUGAGAACAUGUUCCGUGCUUUUGAUAAAAAUGGGGACAACACUAUUGAUUUUCUGGAAUAUGUUGCAGCCUUGAACUUGGUAUUGCGAGGCAAGCUGGAGCAUAAACUGAAAUGGACUUUUAAAAUGUAUGAUAAGGAUGGAAGUGGUUGCAUUGACAAGACAGAGCUAAAGGAGAUUGUGGAGUCAAUCUAUCGAAUGAAGAAGGCCUGCCAUGGAGAGCUGGAUGAGGAGUGUAACCUGCUCACCCCAGACCAGGUGGUGGACCGAAUAUUUGAGCUGGUGGACGAGAAUGGAGAUGGGGAGCUGUCACUGGAUGAAUUCGUUGAUGGCGCACGGCGUGACAAGUGGGUCAUGAAGAUGCUGCAGAUGGAUGUGAACCCAGGAGAGUGGAUCAAUGAGCAGCGGCGACGGAGCGCCAAUUUCUAAAGCAGUAAAUCCAGAAUCCAACUGUCCCCUCAGCCAAGAUUUCACACAGUCUGUUCACUCUUUAUGAUUUACCAUAAACACUAUUAGUUCUGUGAAUAAAGACUAUGCAGCGAGGCAACCUUUUCCCGGAGCAAAAGUCGACCUUUCAAUGGCACAGAGAUAUGCACAAGGGAAAUGCCAAAUGUUUGGCUGUUUUUUUUUUUUUUUUCAUUUUUGCUCUGCAUUUCUGUUCAUCUGUAAUACUUCAAAUGUAACAUUCUGUAUAUUAAAAUUUGCAUGCAUUUUCUAUUAAAUUCUGCUUGGGUUAAGGAUGGCAAUUAAUGCAACACUAAUGAGGGAUAUUUAAAUUUUAAAGGAGGUUUUGUUUUAAAUAAAUCAAGUAGACAUUAUCAUUCCAUUGUAUGCUUUGGCCCAUAUGAUUAUUAACAUGUUUAGAGAUUAUAAAUAAGGUGUGAAUGUACACAGAUAUGAGGCCAUUUUUGUGAAUGAUGCAAAAAUACAACAAUGGGCCAGUUCUUAGCAUUAUUCACACAAUCACAAAAUCUUUGCUUUGCACAAGACAUUUUCUUAUAGGCUUGUGAAUUGUGUUCACACAGAAAUUAAGUGUUCAAGAAAGAUCAAAUUACUUUUGUUUGGUUUUGUUGAGUUUUGUUGAGGGUGCAAAUACAAAAGUUGAGAUAGUUGCCCCCUGGAAUUUGUGUACUCACUGAAGAUGAACACAUUUAAUAAAAAUUUUGCCAGAUGUCAGACUCUGAGUCAUCACUAUGGAGCUAGCUCCAUAAGAAAAAC